GGGAGGCAGGCGGUCCCUACCGCAGGCGCGGGGAGCUGCCUUUCCGCCCCUCUGCCUGCUUUCCAAGCCUGGGCUCUUAGGAGUGGCUGAAGCUGCCGAGCGCUUCAGGAGCCUGUGAAUGAACCCUCCUCCUCUUCCUCCUCCUCCUCCUCCUCGCUGAGUCUCCUCCUCGGUGCUGACGGUACAGUGAUAUAAUGAUGAUGGGUGUCACAACCCGCAUUUGAACUUGCAGGCGAGCUGCCCCGAGCCUUUCUGGGGAAGAACUCCAGGCGGGCGGGAGCAACAGCCGCGAACAUUAGGUGCUGUGGACAGGCGCUGGGACCGGGAUCUGCGGCCAGCCCCGCAUCCUCCUGCAUCCUUCAGCACCGUCCCGCACCCUCCGCACCCUUCCCCAGGCCACCGAGCUUCCUAUGUGACCCGCCCCGGCAACACCGAGCCCAUUCGCGCAGCGCUGCAGUGGUUUUUCCCCCAAACUGCAAUAAGCCGCCUUUCAAGAACAAGAUGUUGAUAAAUAUAAAGAGCAUCUUAUGGAUGUGCUCUACCUUAAUAGCAACCCAUGCACUACAUAAAGUCAAAGUGGAAGAAAGCCCACCUGUUAAGGGCUCCCUCUCUGGAAAAGUCAACCUACCUUGUCAUUUUUCAACCCUGCCUACCUUACCACCCAGUUACACCUCCAGCGAAUUUCUCAGAAUCAAAUGGUCUAAGAUUGAACUGGACAAGAAUGGAAAAGAUCUGAAGGAGACUACGGUUCUUGUCGCCCAAAAUGGGAAUAUCAAGAUUGGUCAAGGCUAUCAAGGAAGAGUGUCCGUGCCCACACAUUCCGAGGUCGUGGGUGAUGCCUCACUCACCAUGGUCAAACUGCGUGCCAGUGACGCGGGUCUCUACCGCUGCGACGUCAUGUACGGGAUUGAAGACACACAAGACACAGUGUCGUUGGCGGUGGAUGGGGUUGUGUUUCACUACAGAGCGGCGACCAGCAGGUAUACUCUGAAUUUUGAGGCGGCACAGAAGGCUUGUUUGGAUAUUGGAGCAGUCGUAGCAACCCCAGAGCAGCUCUAUGCCGCCUAUGAAGAUGGAUUUGAGCAGUGUGAUGCAGGCUGGCUGUCUGAUCAGACCGUACGGUAUCCCAUCCGGGCUCCCCGAGUAGGCUGUUAUGGAGAUAUGAUGGGGAAGGAAGGAGUCAGGACCUAUGGAUUCCGUUCGCCUCAUGAAACUUAUGACGUGUACUGCUACGUGGACCACCUGGAUGGUGAUGUGUUCCAUAUCACUGCUCCCGAUAAAUUUACCUUUGAAGAAGCUGAAGAAGAGUGUGAAAACCAGGACGCCCGGCUGGCGACAGUGGGGGAGCUCCAAGCGGCUUGGAGGAAUGGCUUUGACCAGUGUGAUUACGGGUGGCUGUCCGACGCCAGCGUUCGCCACCCUGUGACUGUGGCCAGGGCGCAGUGUGGAGGUGGUUUACUUGGGGUGAGAACCCUGUAUCGUUUUGAGAACCAGACAGGCUUCCCUCCCCCUGAUAGCAGAUUUGAUGCCUACUGCUUUAAACCUAAACAGAAUAUAUCAGAGGCUACAACCAUCGAACUGAAUAUCCUUGCAGAAACUGCAUCAUCCAGUCUUUCUGAAGAACUACAAAUUGUACCCAACAGAACAACACCAAUCAUCCCUCUAAUCACUGAAUUACCUAUCAUUACAACAAAGUCCCCUCCUGUGGGAAAUAUAGUCAAUUUUGAGCAGAAAACCACAGUUCAGGCUCAAGCUAUCACACACAGAUUAGCCACUGAAUCAUCCACACUUGCUGGGAGUACCAUGAAGCCUUGGGAUAUGGACUACUACUCACCUUCUGCUUUAGAACCACUUGGAAGGCCAGACAUACCUGAAAUUCAAAAAGAAGUACCUCAAAGUACAACUGUCAUCUCCCAUCAUGCUACUGAUUCAUGGGAUGGUAUCAGGGAAGACCUACAAACCCAAGAAUCAGUUACACAGAUUGAACAAAUAGAAGUGGGUCCCUUGGUAACAUCUAUGGAAAUCUCAAAGCACAUUCCUUCCAAGGAAUUGUCCGUAACACCAUUUGUGUCUACAACAAUGACCCUGGAAUCCAAAACUGAAAAGAAAACAGUAAGCACUAUUUCUGAAUCUCUGACCACAGGCCGCUAUGGAUUCACCUUGGGAGAAGAUGACAGUGAAGACAGAACAUUUACAGUUAGAUCUGCUCAGAGCACCUUGGUCUUUAGCCAAAUACCUGAGGUCGUUACAGUGUCAAAGACGUCAGAAGACGCUGCCUCCACUCCGCUAGAGGACAGGGAGCCAGCCUCAGCAUCUACAAUUCUUUCACCUGUAACUAUGCCUGACAGUGAUGGAUCAUCCACAGACAACUGGGAAGAGAAACAAACUAAUGGAAGGAUAACUGAAGAUUUUCUUGGCCAGUAUAUGUCCACCACACCUUUCCCGUCACAGCAUCAUACAGAAGUAGAAUUGUUUCCUUAUUCUGGUGAUAAAAGAUUAGUCGAGGGAAUGCCCACAGUUAUUUAUCCCUCUCCACAAACACAAAUGGCAGAAGGAAGAGAGAGAACAGAAACACUAAGUCCAGAGAUGAGAACAGAUACUUAUAUUGAUGAUGAGACACAGGAAAAGAUCACCAAAGAUCCAUUUAUAGGAAAAAUAGAGGAGGAAGGCUUUUCUGGAAUGAAGUUCUCUACAGCUUCCUCAGAGGAAAUUCAUCUUACAGAGUCUUCAGUGGAAAUGACUAAAUCUUUCGAUUCCCCAACACUGACAACAACAAAGCUAAGUGUAGUGCCAACAGAGGCAAGAGAUGUGGAGGAAGACUUUACGACAACACCAGCUGAAUUAGAAACAGACAGCUAUCAAGAUACUACAAAGUAUGAUGAGGGUAUUACAACAGUGCAUUUGAGCCACAGCACUUUAACUGUGGAGGUGGUCACUGUAUCAAAAUGGGCCUGGGAUGAAGAUAAUACAACAGCGAAGCCUUUAGAGUCCACAGAAGAGGCAGGCCCUCCAAAAUUACCCCCUGCCUUACUCACCACUACAGAAGUGAGUGGGAAGGAUAAAGAAAUCCCAAGUUUUACUGAAGAUAUAGGAGAUGAAUUUACUCUUAUCCCAGAUAGUACUCAAAAGCCACUAGAAGAGUUUACUGAGGAAGACACAACAGAUCAUGGGAAAUUCACAGUUGGAUUUCAGACAACUACAUUAAUUGGUAUUGCAGAAAAGCCGACUUUGAGAGAGUCUACAACUGAGGAAAGAGUUCCACCUAUCACAAGCAUGGAAGGCCAAGUUGUUUAUGCAACCACAGAAGGAAGUGCUUUGGAUGAAGGAGAAGAUAUGGAUGUCUCUAAGCUGGUAUCCACUGUCCCCCAAUUUGCCGACACUUCAGAUGUGGAAGGAUUAGCAUUUGUUAAUUAUAGUAGCACCCAAGAACCUCCUGCUUAUGUAGACAGCUCCCAUACCAUUCCUCUUUCUGUAAUUCCCAAGACAGAACUGGGAGUAUUGAUACCUUCUGUUCCACCAGAAGGUGAAGUUCUAGGUGGACCCUCUCAAGACAUACAUGUCAUUAAUCAGACUCGCCUUGAAGCAACGAUUUCCCCUGAAACUGCAAGAACAACAACAGAAAUUACACAGGGACCAGGUCAGGAAGAGCUCCCUUGGAAAGAGUCAACUUCAGAGAAACCAGUUCCUACUCUCAGUUCUACAGCUGCCAUGGCUGAGGAGGCAGCAACACCUGUGGGUAAACAAGAGCGUGACGGGCCACCAUAUACAGUCUCUGAAGAUAAGUUGGUGACAGCUUCUGAGAGAGUCCCAGUUGUCAAAACAACUCCAGUUGGAAAAAUUGAGCAUAGUAUAUCUUAUCCACCUGAUGCUGUCACGGAGCACAGAGCAAAAACAGAUGAAGUGGUCACACCAAGCAUGGGGCCAAUGGUGUCUUUGAGUCCAGAGCCAGAAGAGAAGUAUGAGACAGAAAGUGCUAGUCCAGGGGUAUUUGUAUCACCUUUCAGCACCCCUGUUACACAGCUUAUAGAGGAAACUACUCCCGAGAAAAAAGAGAAAACAUCCCUAGAUUAUACUGAUAUAGGCUCAGGAUUAUUCGAAAAGCCCACAGCCACAGAACUCCCAGAAUUUUCAACAAUUAAAGCCACAGUUCCAAGUGAUAUCACUGCUGCCUUCAGUUCAGUAGAAAGACUCCGCACAACCUCAGCAUCCAAGCCAUCCUCAGUACCCACUGAGAAACCACCUCUCAUUGACAGGGAGCCUGGAGAAGACACAACCCGUGACAUGGUAAUCAUCGGAGAGUCAACAUCUCGUGUUCCUCCCACUACCCUGGAGGAUGUUCUGGGGAAGGAGACAGAAACUGAUAUUGACAGAGAGUAUUUCACAACUUCAAGUACUCCCUCCCCUACGCAGCCAGCAAGACCGCCCACUGUGGAAGGCAAAGAGGCUGGCAGACCUCAGGCAAUUUCCACUCCAGAACCCCCAGCAGGGACAAAAUUCCACCCUGACAUUAAUGUUUUUAUUAUUGAGGUCAGAGAAAACAAGACAGGUCGAAUGAGUGAUUUGAGUGUAAGUGGUCAUCCAAUAGAUUCAGAAUCUAAAGAAGAUGAACCUUGUAGUGAAGAAACAGAUCCAGAGCACGAUCUAAUUGCUGAAAUUUUACCCGAGUUAAUUGAAAUAGAUCUGUACCACAGUGAAGAAGACGAAGGGGAAGACGAAGAGUGUGCAAAUGCUACUGACGUAACGACCACCCCAUCAGUGCAGUACAUUAAUGGCAAACAGCUGGUCACCACGGUGCCCAAGGACCCAGAAGCAGCAGAAGCUAGGCGUGGCCAGUUUGAGAGUGUUGCACCUUCUCAAAAUCUUUCAGACAGCAGUGAAAGUGAAACGCAUCUGUUUGUGGUAGCCGAUCCCGGAUUGUCUACUGCCGUGCAGCCUAAUGAAUCGCAAGAAACAACUGAGUCACUUGAACUUACGUGGAAGCCCGAUACUUACCCUGAAACACCCGAACAUUUUUCAAGUGGUGAGCCUGAUGUUUUCCCCACAGUCCCAUUCCAUGAGGGAGAAGCCACAGAGGGGCCAGAAUCGGUCACAGAGAGGGGGCCUGAACUUGAUAAUCUGAUCCAUGAACAUAUAGAACCUAUAUCUCUGUUUUCUGAAGAGUCUUCAGGAGAUGCUGCCAUUGACCAAGAAUCUGAAAAAAUGAUCUUUUCAAGAGCUACUGAAGGAACAUUUGGUGAAGAGGCAGAUAAAAGUACUUCUAUCACAUAUACUCCAAGUAUAGUUCCAAGUUCUGUGUCAGCCGAUGUUUCAGAGGAAGUAUCCGUUGCCUUCAUAGGAAAUGCCCUCCCUGAUGGCUCAUUGCCCACUGUAGAAAACUGGGUAGAAGUAACCCCUAGAGAAAAUGUAGAGCUCUCAGGGAGUCCUUCAAUCCCAUUUCCAGAAGGCUCUGGAGAAGCAGAAGAAGAUAAAAAUAAAAUGUUCACUGUGACAACUGAUUUAUCACAGAGAAAUACUACGGAUAUGCUGGUUACUUUAGACACCAACAAGAUCAUGAUCACAGAAGGUCUUUUUGAUAUUCCUGCAACGACCUUUUAUUCCAUUUCUCAACGACCUUCUGCAGAAGUCGUGCCUACCAAAUUUGGAGGGGAAACAGACACUUCUGAGUGGGUCUUCAGUACAGCUUUUGAGGGAAAGAAGAGGAAAGAUGAAGAGGAGGGAACCCCAGGUACAGCAUCUACAGUUCAGGUGCAUUCAACUACACAGAGAUUAGAUCAAUUGAUUUUACUCUCUGAAUUAGAAAGCUCAAGUGAAGCUACAUCUAGCGAUUCAUCAUCUACUACCAGGAACAGGUUUAUGUCCUCGACAAAACCCACAGAAUCUGAGAAGGAAAUGACAAGUUCUACUCUUUUCUUUACAGAAACGAAUGUUUUAGACGGUCUGGGGGCACAGACUGCUAAGCCCAGCAGUAGCAGUCAACCUGGGGUUCAGGGGGGGCUGUCCACUGUUCCAGGGAGCCCCGCCUCUCUCUCUAUGGAACUGGGCUCUGGGGAAGCUGCUGCUGAUCCAGAAACAGCCACUGUUUCUUCAUUUUCAUUAAGUUUAGAGUCUGAAAUUCCAACCAGAAAGGAGGUAGCUGGCACUCUGUCUCCCCAUGUGGAAACUAUAUUCCCUUUUGAGCCAACAGGAUUAGUUUUGAGCACUGUAAUGGACAGAGAGGUGGCUGAAAUUAUAAGCCAAACAUCCAAAGAGAACUUGAUUUCAGAGGUCUCAGGAGAACAAAAUCGUGGGCCAGAAAUAAAGGGCAUUUCUACAGAUUUUCCUUUGGAAGAAGAUUUCAGUGGUGACUUUAGAGAGUACUCAACAGUAACUUACCCUAUAGCAAAAGAAGAAACAGUAAUGAUGGAAGGCUCUGGGGAUGCAGCAUUUAAGGAUACCCAGAUUUCAUCAUCUGUGAUACCUACUUCAGAUCACAGCAACCACAGAGCUGACUCAGAAGGACCCAGUAGCACCUCUGUCAGCACUUCCGCCUUCCCCUGGGAAGAGUUCACAUCCUCAGCCGAGGGCUCAGGUGAGCAGCUGGUCUCGGUAAGCAGCAAGGUGGACCAAGUGUUUUCCGGUGCUAUGGGAAAUGUUUCUGGUACAGAUUCCCCAUUUAUUGACCAAGGAUUGGGAGAAGAAGGUUCUGUUAAUGAAGCCGAUAAAAGGACCAGCAUUUUACCAACAGCAGAAGCUAAAGGUACUGAAGCCGCAACACAAAAGGGAGAAGUGACAGUCAAUGGCACAGUUUCAGUGAACUUUCCCCAGACUAUGGAGCCAGCCAAAUUAUGGUCCAUGCAAGAAGUCAACCCUGUAAGGCAAGGAACUGAAAGUGAGACAGCAUCAGAGGAGAAGAUUCAAGAACCAAAAUCUUUUGAAUCCCCUCAAAGCUCUGUUGCACCAGAACAAACAAUUUUUGAUUCACAAACAUUUACUGAAACUGGACUCCGAGCCACAGAUUAUUCUACACUAACUGUGAAGAGAACUGACAGUACUGGUGAGGAAAUGGAGAAAGAAGACAUUUCCUUCGCUGAUGUGUCUACUCCAGAUCCAGAGGCAAAGGGCUUGGAACCCUAUACUGCUCUCCCUGAAGUUACCGAAAAAUCCCAUUUUUUCUUAGCUACUACCUCAGUGACUGAAUCUUUAUCAGCUGAAAGUGUAGUUACAGAUUCUCUAAUCCAAAAGGAGGAAACCCUAAAACCUUUUCCCAAAGUUGUGAGGCCCACAGUGAAAGAGUCAGAUACCGAUCUUUUAUUCUCUGGACUGGGAUCAGGAGAAGAAGUUUUGGCUACUACGGCGUCAGUGAAUUUUACUGAAAUGGAACAAAUCAUUACCACAUUCUCUCCCCAGGCUUAUCACAUGGAGAGUUUAGAAACCAGCCUCAUAAAUGAUACGACCAAAGACUAUGAGGAAAUGGAAGAUGUAGCAAAUGAAGUUAGACCACCCAUUUCCAAAACAGACAGCCUCUCUGAAGGUAUUGAGACAGUGUCCAGCCCAACCUUACUAGAAAUUUUAAGUGACACCAGAACUGAAGGACCUUCUAUGGUACCUCUCACUUUCUCCACAGAUACUGAACAUCCUCGAAAUCAGACCCAUGGUCGGGCAGAAGAAAUCCAGACUAGUGGACUACCACCAAUGACCGAACAAGUCUCUAACGAGAAUUCUUCAACAGCGGAAACAAAAGAAACGGCAUCACCUCCCUCUGAUUUUCUGGCUAGAACUUAUGGUCUUGAAAUGGGCACAGGAUUUGUUACAUCAGCACCAAAACCAUCUGACUUGCUUUAUGAACAUUCUGGAGAGGGAUCUGGGGAAUUGGAUAUGGUUGAUUUAGUCCACACUUCUGGAACUACGCAGGCAACCAGGCAAGGAAGCACCACAUUUGUUUCUGAUAGAUCCCUGCAAAAACAUCCUGAGGUUCCAAGUGCUAAAGCUGUUACUGUUGAUGGAUUCCCAACAGUUUCAAUGUUGCUGCCUCUUCAUUUAGAGCAGAAUGAAAGCUCCCUUGAUCCAACUAGCACACUGUCAAAUACAAUGUCAUACACGAGGUCCACAGAAGAUGCUGCAGAUCGUUUCCAAGACCAUCUCAGAGGAUUUGAGGAUUCCACUGUAAAACCUAACAGAAGAAAAACCACUGAAGACAUCAUUAUAGAUCUGGACAAAGAGGACAAAGAUUUAAUAUUGACAAUUACAGAGAGUACCAUCCUUGAAAUUCUACCUGAGCUGACAUCAGAUAAAAAUACUAUCAUAGAUAUUGAUCACACUAAACCUAUAUAUGUAGACAUCCUUGGAAUGCAAACGGACAUAGAUCCAGAGGUACUAUCAGGACCACAUGGCAGUAGUGAAGAAAGCACUCAAGUUCAAGAGAAGUAUGAGGUAGCUGUUAACCUUUCUUUAACUGAAGAAAACUUUGAGGGCUCUGGUGACCCUCUUCUGGCUAACUACACUCAGACAACACGUAAUGAAUCAAUACCUUCUGAAGACAGAAGCCACUUAGCUCCCGUGGGCUUUACCUUCACAACUGAGCUCCCUGUUCCUAGCAUAGAAACAGAAUUAGAUAUUUUGCUUCCCACAGUGACAUCCCUGCCCCUUCCUAGUACAUCUGCCACAGUUAAUCCAGAGACUGAAGAACCAAAAGUUGAAGCAAAAGCCCUGGAUGACGUCUUUGAAUCAAGUACCUUGUCUGAUGGUCAAGCUAUUGCAGACCAAAGUGAAGUAAUAUCAACAUUGGGCCAUUUGGAGACACGGGAUGAGUAUGAAGAAAAGAAACAUGUAGGUCCUUCGUUUCAGCCAGAAUUCUCAUCAGGAGCCGAGGAGGCACUGAUCGAUCCUACACCCUACGUAAGUAUUGGUACUAUGCACCUUAUGGCUCAGAGUUUAACAGAGGCACCUAACAUGAUAGAAGGAUCCAAUCCCUCAGAUUACACUGAUACAACAUCAGCAGUUUCAGCUUUUGCCAAGUUGUCCUCUCAGACACCAUCAUCUCUCCUCACUGUCUACUUAGGCAGUGGAGCCUCUGAACAUGCAGAGGACCCCCCGGCAAGCACUCUGCCUGGUACAGAUGCUGGCACAUCUCAGAGGUCUCCAGGAAAACUUGCAGAUAUUGAGGUGACUUUCACAUCAUUGACUGAAGAGCUCUUUCCCAUAACCGAGCCUCCAUCCUUAUCUCCUGACACUAGAUUAGAACCUUCAGAAGAUGAAAGUCAUCCUAAGUUAUUAGAACACAUGGAAGCUUCUCCCACAGAACUGACUGCUGAAGACGGAACUGAGAUUCUCCAAGAUUCCCAAACCCAAACCAAUAUUCGACUUUCUGAAGAAACAAUGAAGAGCAAUAUUCGAACCCCUGAGCCUGGAACUGUGGUUACAACCACAGGUGACAUUAAGUUAGAAGGUGCUACACUGUGGCCACAUUCUACUUCUGCUUCUGCAGUUUAUGGAGUUGAGGCAGAUGUCAUGCCUCAUCCCAGCCCACAGACUUCUGAGAGGCCCACCGUUCCUUCCUCUCUGGAAAUAAACCCUGAAACACAAGCAGCUUUGAUCAGAGGGGAGGAUUACACAGUAGCAGCAUCAGAAGAGAAAGUAUCGGCGAAGAUUCUUGAUUCCAAUAAUCUGGCAACAGUAAGCAUUGCAGAGUUAAAUACUGAGCUUGCAACACCGUCAUUUUCCCUUCUGGAAACUUCUAAUGAAACCGGUUUCCUGAUUGGCAUUAAUGAAGAGUCAGUGGAAGGCACAGCAGUCUAUUUACCAGGACCUGAUCGUUGCAAAACGAACCCGUGCCUUAAUGGAGGCACCUGUUACCCUACUGAAACUUCCUAUGUAUGUACCUGUGUGCCGGGAUUCAGUGGCGACCAGUGUGAACUUGAUUUUGAUGAAUGUCACUCUAACCCCUGUCGCAAUGGAGCCACAUGCAUUGAUGGUUUUAAUACGUUCAGGUGCCUCUGCCUUCCGAGCUAUGUUGGUGCACUUUGUGAACAAGACACAGAGACGUGUGACUACGGUUGGCACAAAUUCCAAGGGCAGUGCUACAAAUACUUUGCCCAUCGGCGCACAUGGGACGCAGCUGAACGAGAAUGCCGUCUGCAGGGCGCGCAUCUCACAAGCAUCCUGUCUCAUGAAGAACAGAUGUUUGUGAACCGUGUGGGCCAUGAUUAUCAGUGGAUAGGCCUCAAUGACAAGAUGUUUGAACAUGACUUCCGUUGGACCGAUGGCAGCACACUGCAAUAUGAGAACUGGAGGCCCAACCAGCCAGACAGCUUCUUUUCUGCUGGAGAAGAUUGUGUUGUAAUCAUUUGGCAUGAGAACGGCCAAUGGAAUGAUGUUCCCUGCAAUUAUCAUCUCACCUAUACCUGCAAGAAAGGAACAGUUGCCUGCGGCCAGCCUCCUGUUGUAGAAAACGCCAAGACCUUUGGAAAGAUGAAACCUCGUUAUGAAAUCAACUCUCUGAUUAGAUAUCACUGCAAAGAUGGUUUCAUUCAACGCCACCUUCCAACUAUCCGUUGUCUCGGAAAUGGAAGAUGGGCUAUGCCUAAAAUUACCUGCAUGAACCCAUCUGCAUACCAAAGGACUUACUCUAAGAAAUACUUUAAAAAUUCCUCAUCAGCAAAGGACAAUUCAAUAAAUACAUCAAAACAUGAUCACCGUUGGAGCCGGAGGUGGCAGGAGUCCAGGCGCUGAUCCCUAACAUGGCAAACAUGUGUUUUCAUCAUUUCAGCCAAAGUCCUAACUUCCUGUGCCUUUCCUAUCACCUCGAGAAGUAUUAUCAGUUGGUUUGGAUUUUUGGACCACCGUCCAGUCAUUUGGGGUUGCUGUGCUCCCAAAACGUUUCAGAUGAAAGUAUUGGCAUUCAAAAAGAAAGCUAACAAAAUGAAAGAAAAUGAGGGCAGAAAGUAACUGUUUCCAGCCUAUCUAAUUUCUUUAGUUUUCUAUUUGCCUCCAGUGCAGACCAUUUUAUAAUGUAUACCAGCCUACCGUACUAUUUAAAAAGCUCCAUUUCAGCACCAAUGGCAAUGUAAAUAAGAUGAUUUAAUGUUGAUUUUAAUCCUGUAUAUAAAAUAAAAAGUCACACAGAGUUUGGGCAUAUUUAAUGAUGAUUAUGGAGCCUCAGAGGUCUUUAAUCAUUGGUUCGGCUGCUUUUUGUAGUUUGUUUAGGCUGGAAAUGGUUUCACUUGCCCUUUGUCAGCAAGACUGAGGACGGCUUUUCCUGGACAACUAACAAACACAAGGUCUUGUAGGUCACUGCGCCAUGUCAGCCGUAAGUGCAGUUUGCUUCCACGUGACGCUGAAGCCUGGCUGACAGGAUCCCCACAGAACUAGGGACUGCACCGUGGAACUCUUCUUUGCUGCAUUCCUUUUUCUUCACUUACAGGAAAGGCCUGAAUGGAGGACUUUUCUAGGACCAGGAGCAUUUUUUUAGGGGUCAAAGUGCUAAUUAUUAACUCAACCAGGUCUCCUUUUUAAUGGCUUUCGUAACACUAACUUGCAAGAUCACAGAUCAACGCAUUUCAAAUGGAUAUAGACCUAAGGGUUCUGGAGGGUGGGGGAUUGUUAAAACAACUGCACACAUUCAAAGAAAGAAAUUUUGUAUAUAUAACCAUUUUAAUCUUUUAUAAAGUUUUGAAUGUUCAUGUAUGAAUGCUGCAGCUGUGAAGCAUACAUAAAUAAAUGAAGUAAGCCAUACUGAUUUAAUUUAUUGGAUGUUAUUUUCCCCAAAACCUGAAAAUUGACCUAGUAUGCUAGUUAUUUUUCAGUGUUAGCCUUUAUGCUUCCCCCACACCAUUUGGGACCAUAUAAUCUAGGUAUUUUGUCCCUGAUUAAAUAAUGUGAUGGAUAGAACGCAUCCAGUGUUUAUUAUGAGAAGAGUGGAAAAUGUAUAGCUUUCAGCAAAUGGUGUUUGCCCAUUCUAAGCAAGGAGCUACAGAUGGAAUGUGGGUAUUUCUUCCUGUUAGGUGGAGUGUACAUGUUGACAUUUCUCCCUAUCUCUUCCUACUGUGUUUUCUCCCUUUAUUUGAAUAAAGUGACUGCUGAAGAUGAAUUUGAAUCAUUAUCCACUUAAUGUUUAAGGAAAACCCUGUCAUGGAAAGAAGGCAUUUGGGAGUCUUUCCCUAAUUUUAGUUAGAACAACCUUGAGAAGAGCAGACAACAAAUAAAAUGCAAAAAGAGCAGACCCAACAUGGAUUCGUUUUCAUGAAACCUCCUUUGGCUUGGAAGGAACAACAGUAGCUCCCAUCACCCUCAGAGUCUUUCAGCAAGAUCCCUUGGUUGCUGCACUAAGUAUAAUCCACCUCUGAGUGUUCCAGAGCACAGAACAACACUGUGUUGACCUCUUAGGUUUUAAUUUUUCUCCUUCAUUACAAUGCACAUAAUACGUUCCUGUAUUUAUAUUAUAACGUGUAUAGUGUAAAAUGUGAAUGACUGUUGUUCUUUUUUUUUUUUUUUUGUGAAUGAAAAUCUAAAACCUUUGUAACUUUUUAUACCUGCUUUUGUUUCACCAAAGAAACCUAAAGUCCUUCUUUUA
Molecule: messenger RNA, 12547 nt
Organism: Zalophus californianus (California sea lion)
Lineage: Eukaryota; Metazoa; Chordata; Mammalia; Carnivora; Otariidae
Gene: VCAN
Product: versican
Exons: 15
Coding region: 502-10707 (3401 amino acids)
Biological process (GO): cell adhesion
Molecular function (GO): hyaluronic acid binding; calcium ion binding; signaling receptor activity
Source: RefSeq, a predicted model, not a curated record